This is a messenger RNA of Hemicordylus capensis (graceful crag lizard), 1572 nucleotides long. RefSeq names its product zinc finger and SCAN domain-containing protein 23-like. NCBI's taxonomy places the organism in Eukaryota, Metazoa, Chordata, Lepidosauria, Squamata, Cordylidae. The transcript is spliced from 7 exons. The record is from RefSeq and is a predicted model, not a curated record. Gene Ontology annotation, biological process: regulation of DNA-templated transcription. The coding region runs from base 491 to 1291 and encodes 266 amino acids.
UAAAAGCGGAGGGGUGGAGAAAUGGAAGUCAAUUGUGGGGAAGGAGCUUUGGAAGUUUGGGGAGAAAGGAGACCCAACAGUGAAUAGAGAGGUGAGGCAAGGAAGCAGUCAUGAAGGGGAGGGAGGUGUUGGGCAGGAAGUAGAAUCAAUGGAGAAGGUGGAGGGAAGAGGAAAUCUCCUCCCCACCCCUGUCGUUAUGUUGUGGUAAACCACCCAGAGAUUUGUUCUGAGCUGCCUGGGGAACAGUCUGUUCUGGAGCAGCCAUUAAAGACAGAAGGAAGAAGCAAUUGCUCGCUGGAAUCGCCUACUUUUGUUAUUAAAACACCUUUCAUCUUCAAGAAUGUAAUACCGCUAACUGAAUAAUGUGUUGACUUCACAGGACUUCAUAGUCUCACCUCUCUGGACAGUCCUUGCUUUAGGAAAGAAGCUUCCUGUAGAGCAAGGAAACCCGGCAGUCUUGCUAGAAUUUGCCUUGGAGUAGGGAGCAGAGAUGGAAAAGGAACACUCAGCUGGCCCUGAAGCAGGAAGGGACCCUCUUGCCAGGCAGACUAAGAGCAGUGAAGAAUUCUGGGAGAGAACUGUGCAGACGAUGCUGGCAGAGGAGUGCACCAGCUCAGCUGCAAACUGUCAGAGACUCCGGCAGUUGUGCUACCAGGAGGGAAAGGGCCCCCGAGAGAUUUGCAGCCAACUCCAUGGCCUUUGCCGUCAGUGGCUGAAGCCAGAAAAACACACAAAGAUGCAGAUCCUGGACUUGGUGAUCCUGGAGCAGUUGCUGACCAUCCUGCCGCCAGAGAUGGAGAGCUGGGUCAGAGAAUGCGGAGCAGAGACCAGUUCCCAGGCAGUAGCCCUAGCAGAAGGUUUCCUCCUGAGCCAAGCAGAGGCCAAGAAGAAGAAAGAGCAAAAGUGCCAGGAGCCAUCAAAAGUGGACCCCAAUUUCUCCAUAGAAGAGCUGGCUGCAUCAGACCAUAGAGAAAGUUCACUGAAUAGGUGUAUCGUUCAAGAGAGUGAAGGAGGUGCCACCUCACUGGGUUCUAAAAUGGCACCCGUUCUUCCAUCCAAGCCUUCUACUCUUUUUUGUGGAGUAGAGAUGGUCUCUGUGCAACUGGACCAGGGUCCGGUGGAUGUGAUUGUGAAUUUCACAGAGGAAGAGUGGGCUCUGCUGGAUGCAGGCCAAAGAGCUCUGCACAAAGAAAUCACGGAGGAGAUCUGUGGGCAUCUGGCCUCUCUGGGUGCGAGCUGUAUCAGGAGAAAUAGCCAGUGGGUGGCUUCACGCAUCAUGGCGGCAAUUUAGGUCUGGCUCCAGAGUGUUGUCCAAACCCACCAGAAUGAGUGGGUUCUUCCCUCCAAGAACCAAGCAUCUGUCAACUGGAUUUGAAAUCAGUUACAAGUGUCAGAUUCCCUGAGCGAAAUGCAACUGGGGAACCCAACAUUGAUACAGGUGAUGGAGGGAAGAGUGAGAAAAAGAAUGAACUGCAGAGUAGGGAAAGGGAAGUGAAAUAUACGUGGGAGAAGAAAGCUGCUACUUCUGAAUACACUGAUGUCCCUGAAAUUUCUGUCCAAACAAAGGAUUCC